Messenger RNA from Dictyostelium discoideum AX4, 4539 nucleotides. RefSeq lists its product as hypothetical. The transcript is spliced from 2 exons. The coding region runs from base 1 to 4539 and encodes 1512 amino acids. NCBI's taxonomy places the organism in Eukaryota, Evosea, Eumycetozoa, Dictyosteliales, Dictyosteliaceae. The record is from RefSeq and is a predicted model, not a curated record.
AUGGUCAGAGUGAAUUGUGAUUAUAUUCCAGCAUGGCCAUUUGUUUAUUACAAAACCAAAGAAAACUAUAGAGAAGUUUCAACAAUAUUACAUAUUCUAUGGCCUUUCUUUGUUUGGACUGAAAAAGCAGGUACAAAAUUAUUAGCGUUACUUUAUAUUUUAUUUCGUUUAACAUAUAAAGAAAAAGAUGAUCGUCAAUUUAUUGAUUUCUUUUGGCCAAUAAUUCAUAUUGAAUAUAAUAGUGAAGAGUUUAGAUUUGGUAUUAGACCAUUAUUAUGGAUUAUAUCUGGAAAAGGUAAAUUUAAAUUAUCAAUAGCUGGUAUAAUUAAUAUAUUUUCAAAGGAUGAUGGUGAAGAUGUUUGGUUUACAGUGGCGCCAUUCAUUUGGUAUAGAUAUUAUCGUGGUGAUGUAUUUUGGACCAUAUUUCCAAUUUUAUGGGUAACCAAGAAAAAUGACAGAUGGACUUAUUUAUUGAUACCAGUUGGUUUAUUGAAAUACAAACAAGGUAGUGGAUUUACAUUAAACAUUGCAUUGUUUAUUAAUAUAAUGUCAUAUCAAGGUGAUUUAUUCUCAUUUAUGAUUUUACCAUUCUUUAUCUAUCAUAAUAGAAUUGGUAAACGGCUAAGAGUGAAUGUGGCACUACUAUUCUAUUUCUCAAAAUCAAGUAGUUUCAAAAGAUUUGUAAUAUUUCCAUUCCUUUGGAGUAGUUGGUCAUCGAAUAAUACCACAUUUAAUUUCAUACCGAUUGUAUUGUACAUGAGAAGAUCAAGUAAUGUAUUUCUAUCGAUUUGCUUCUUUUAUUAUUAUAGAAAAAUUUCAAACUAUUUCAAAUUACAUUUCAUACCGUUGGCAUUGUUUUAUAAAUCAUCGGGUGACAGUAAUAAAUUUAUAAAUAUAGCUUUAUUAUAUACAUACAAAGGAAAUGAAUCGAAAUGGUGGCAUAUUGUUUUGCCAAUAUUUUGGUAUAGAAUGAAAAAAGGUAGUUCUUACUUUGUUCAUGUUUGGCCAUUAAUUGGUUAUAGAAGAUCAUGGAAACAACAUGGUCAUAGUAUUUAUUUCAUUUAUCCACUCAUUCAAUUCAAUACCUAUGAUCAUGGUGAAUGGGUUUAUAACCAUUUCUUUUAUAGAUUCAUUCACUAUUAUAGAAAUAAAGAAUCUGGUAGACUUAGAUAUGGUUUCUUCCCAUUCUUUGCCUAUAGUAAUUCUUUAUACUAUAAUAAAGGUCAUAUCCUAUUAUAUAUGUGGUAUUUCAAAAAAAUUCAAGCUUCAAUGAAAAAUAUUAAAAUGAAGGGUUUUGAAAUUAGUUAUCCAAGGAAUAUUCCAGUCAAUGAUAAUAUAAAUUUAGAAAAACCUUCAGAUAAUUUAGAAAUAUCUCCAUUACCACCUCCAACAACAACAACCGUAGAUUUAGAAAAACCAUCAGAUAAUUUAGAAUUAUCAUCAUCAUCAAAUAAAAUACAUUUAGAAAAAGAAUCAGAUUUAAUUCAAGAAAUGAAAACAUUAGGUAGUGGAAAUGAAGAUAAUAUUAUUAAUAAUGAUAUUGGUAGUAAUAAUAAUAAAGAAGAAGAAGAAGAAGAAGAAGAAGAAGAAGAAGAAGAAAAGAAAUCAAACAAUGAAGAAAUUUUAGAACAAUAUAGUUUUAUAUUUAGAUCAUUAUUACCAUUAGCAUUUUAUAUUAAUAGUGGUAAUGAUAGUAGAUUCUUCCUAAUUCCUUUAUUUAUAAUGAAAUGGUCAUUAGUUGAUAUUGAUAGUUAUUUCCUUUCACCAAUUUAUUAUCAAAGAAAAAUGGGAACUUAUUUAAAGAGAUUAAUUAUACCAAUUUUCUAUCAAAAACAUACUGAAGAUAGAGAUAUCAUUUUAUCACCAUUGUAUUAUUAUUAUAGAAAUUUAACAAAUUCAUUCAGAUUAAUAGCUCCAAUAUUUAUUGAUGUUCAUAAAGGUGAAACUCAUUUAAUGAUAUUGGUACUACCAAUGUAUAUUUAUUAUCGUAAAUCAAUAUUUAAAUUCCAAACAUUGUUCCCAUUCUUUUUUAGAACUCAAGAUGCAUCAAAGAAUGAACUCUUUACCUACUAUUUCCCAUUCUAUGGUAAAUCUUAUAGAGGUUCAAAGGUUAAUCGUUAUUUCCUUUUCCCAAUAUUCCGUAUUAAAUUGGGUAAAGAUGAGAGUAAAUUAUUUAGUGUGGAUUUCUUAUUCCCUCUAUUCCAUUAUGAAUCAAAUGGUACUGAUAAUAGUCAUUCAAUAAGAUUGUUGCCAUUCUUUUGGAAAUCAAAGAAUGAUUACAAUGAAAUGCUUUUAAUUAUGCCAUUAUUUUGGAGAUUCAUUACUGACAAAGAUACAAGACCUCAAAGAAAUACAUUGAUACUUCCAUUCUAUUAUUUCAGAGAUUCAGCAGAAUAUAUGUUUACUUUUGCUUCACCAGCUUUCUUACCACCUUAUUAUAUUCACUAUCAUAGAGAGGCUAGUAAUGUUGAAAAUCGUUAUCUCUUCCCAUUCUAUUCACAUCAAAUUAAAGGUUUAGAUCAUUUGAAAUGGUUCUGUUGGUUCUUGUAUCGUCAUACCUAUCGUGAUUUUAGUGAAAAUUUCACAAUGAAUAUCCUACUCUUCUUUAAACAUAAUAGUGAAAAGUAUUCAAUCACUGGGUUCGUACCACUUUGGGUAUAUUGGAAUAAUAAAGUUGAAAAUAGUAAACAUCUUCGUAUUGCUUUGUUAUUGGCAUAUGAUAAAAUAACAUCAACUUUGAAAGAUUUAACUAGAAUCUCUAUAAUUUGGUUUGUUACUACUCAUUUAACUUUGUUUUGUCAUAAAAAAGUUAUUAAACGUUCAAUCUCUAAAACCCAAAGUAUUGCAGAAUCAAUUGAUCAAAUGGUUUUAAAUGAAAGUCGUCCAACCGAUAGAGAAGUAGAUGUUUCAACCAUUCAAAAAUUAGAUAUAGUUUCAGAUACAAAGAAAACUUAUUUUUGGCCAGUAUUCCAUAAGAAAUCAGAAAGAAUUUCAGAUUAUAAUCAUUUUGCAUUACUUUGGUUUUUCAAACCAUUCAUUUCAUUCUUUUAUAAGAGUAAACAAUCAACUGAAAAUCUAUGGUACAUUUUCAUGCUAGUAUAUUAUAAAUUUGAUGUUUCUGCAACUACUUGUGCAAUCAUUUGGUUCUUCCAUCCAUUGGUUAGUUGUUUCCUUUAUGAAAUUUCACCAUUUUCUUCAAUCAUUAGAAUGUUUCCAAUAUUUUGGUAUCGUUCAAUACCAGAUUCUUCAAAACCUGUUGUUGAUGAAAAUUCCACCUCUAGUGCACAUUCUAGAAAACGUAGUUCAACUCGUGUUACAGUUAGUUCAAUGGCAUUAAGUAUCAUUUAUAUAGUACCAAACUUUGGACUUUUUAAUCUACGUAAGAGUUCAUAUAAAUUCUCUGUGUAUUUCUUACCACUAUUCUAUUAUCUACAUUCUAAAUUGGGUGAUGGUAUCAAGAUUUUCAGUUUAUUCUGGUUUGUUUCACCAAUUGUAUCAUUAUUUAAUUAUAAUCGUAUUGGUAAAGUUAUUACACAUAGAUUUGUACCAUUGUAUUAUAGAAUUACCAAUAAUGAUACUAAAGAAGUUCAAUCAGCAUAUCGCAACCUUUUCAGUUUUAUUUGGAUCGCUCAUCCAAAGAUUGCCUUUUUCCGUUAUGAUAGACACCAUGAUGGAAAGAGUAUUGUUUGUUUAUUCCCAUUAUUCUGGAGAAAGAAAGAUACAACCGAUUAUCAUUUAUCAAUUUUAUUCAUUGUUAGGAAGUUUGGUUUCAUUGAUUAUUGGAGUAGUAGUAAUGAUUUCAAACGUUUCUAUAUUUUAUUGCUUUACUUUUUCAAGAGAGAAAAUGAAAAGAAAUUGGUUAGUUUUAUUUAUUUAUUCCAUCCAAAAGCAGCUUUUAUCUUAUCGAAAUUCACACCAGAUUAUAGUAAAAUAUUUGUGUUCUUAAUACUUUACUUUAGAAAUUCAAUAGAGAAUGGUUUGGUUUUAUCAAUGUUUUGGAUUGCUCAUCCAAAGGUUGCAUUCAUCUCUUAUUGGUCAAAGAAUCAAUUCUCUCAUUUCCAUAUUUUCCUUUUCCUUUGGUUAUCAAAGAUUGAAGAGUAUGUUCAAUUCGGUUUACUAUGGAUUGGUGCUACCAAAAAAUCACUCUAUCAUAAUUCAAAUGUUAAUCAAGGUAUUCCAGAAAGUGAAAAAACUCAUCACAUUCGUAAACCCAUUAGUUUGUUCCUUGCCUAUAAUGAUGGUCAAAAUAAAACAGUUCACUUUAUGCCAAUCUUUAGAUAUUGGUCAAUUGAAUCCACUGGAUUGGAAAGAUUUUGGGCUUUAUUGGGUAUUGUUUACUUUUCUGCUAGAAAUUCAAACUCUCAAUUUAGAUUCUUUUAUCGUUGGAUUCGUGUUAAAACUGGAGCAAGUUUAUUCAUUUUCGAAUUUAAUCCAUUUUUUGCUUAUAAAAAGAAGAAUGAAAAUUCAACCGUUUUAAUCUUGGGUGGUAUGUGUGGUUGUUACACAAGUAUGUGUCGUGUAUGUUGUAUAGAAUGUUAA